Messenger RNA from Chrysochloris asiatica (Cape golden mole), 1293 nucleotides. RefSeq names its product Fc receptor-like B (gene FCRLB). Bases 1 to 1293 code for a protein of 430 amino acids. Lineage: Eukaryota; Metazoa; Chordata; Mammalia; Afrosoricida; Chrysochloridae. Gene Ontology annotation, biological process: cell surface receptor signaling pathway; negative regulation of immune response. The record is from RefSeq and is a predicted model, not a curated record. The transcript has 6 exons. Gene Ontology annotation, molecular function: transmembrane signaling receptor activity.
AUGCACGUACUGACAGCCCUCCUGCUCCUGGCAAUUCCAAGCAGUGGACAUGCUGCUAUUCUAGAGAAGCCCACACUGUCUCUACACCCACCGUGGACUACAAUCUUCAAGGGGGAGCGGGUCACCUUGCGGUGUGAUGGAUACCACCCUCUACUCCUCGCGCUUCGACCCAUCAGUACUCUCUGGUAUUUGGGGCACCUACUGCUGCCCUCACACAAGAAGAGCAUAGAAGUGCAGACACCAGGAGUGUAUCGAUGCCAGACACAGGGAGCACCUGUCAGUGACCCCAUUCACCUCUCCGUAUCCAAUGACUGGCUGAUUCUACAAGUGCCCUAUGCUGCGGUGUUCGAGGGCGAGUCUUUGGUCAUGCGCUGUCGCGGCUGGUAUGACAAGGUCGUCUACAAGCUUCACUACUACCGCGAUGGCCAGGCGGUACGCUACUUCCACUCCAGCACCAACUACACGGUGCCUCAGGCGCGCACCAGCGAUAGCGGGCGCUACCAGUGCUCUGGCACCAUGCGCAUACCGGUGGAGAGCGCACCCAUGUUCUCCUCCAAGGUGGCAGUGACCGUGCAAGAGCUGUUCCAGAUACCGGUGCUGCGAGUGAUGGGCCGGGUGCAAGGCCGCGGCGCGGCCCCUGGCGGGGUGAUGGUGCGCUGCGAAACGCACCUGCACCCGCAGAAGCGCGACACGUCUCUACAGUUUGCCUUCUACAAGUACAGUCGUGUCGUGCGCCGCUUUGACUGGGGCGCCGACUACACAGUCCUCGAGCCCGAGGUCGAAGAGCUGCAAUCGUACUGGUGCGAAGCGGCUACCGCGACCCGCAAUGUCCGGAAACGGAGCCCCUGGCUGCAGCUCCCUGGGCAAGGUGAUUCUAUACCGCUUGUGACUCGGUGUGAUCCGUUCACAGAUUCUCCACAGGCCGCAGCCUUGGCGCCCAAUAACCAGCCGCUUUCCUUCAGAAAGCCUCCAGUGUCCAGAUCGGUCCCAUCUGUCACCUUCCUCCCAAACACCACCUCAUCGGGUAUACUGUUCCCGGUGGGCAGCGCCCCCACUGCUGGACCCCUGGCCUGCGCUCCGCCGACGCCCUUGGAACAAUCAGCCAGAGACCUGAAACCCAGCGUGGACCUUCUGCUUCAAGAAAUGCAGCUGCUCAAAGGCCUUCUGCACCGCGUGGUCUUGGAGUUAAAGGAGCCACAGACCCUCCCAGGACUAACAGGAACACCUGAGUCCCCCACUUCCCACUUAGCAGUGAGCCGGGAAACCCCGGAGACCACUACUGUGGAAACCUGA